AUGAUGGAAGGUGGUGCAACACCAAUGCCUGGAGUAACAUCUGGCCCAAAAUCGACAAGUAUGAUCUACAUCUGCGGAGCGUUACUAUGGAAUAUGAUCGUUUUCAGAAUGUCACUACGAGAACGAAAUCCGUCCGAAGGAUGCCAUUCGUUGUCGAGAAUGUGGCUAUCGAAUCUUAUACAAGAAGAGAAGCAGAAAACGUGA
Messenger RNA from Angiostrongylus costaricensis, 204 nucleotides. Lineage: Eukaryota; Metazoa; Nematoda; Chromadorea; Rhabditida; Metastrongylidae. The record is from the annotation of a GenBank genome assembly.